GUGAGAGAGAGAGAAAGAACAAAACUUAGAAAGCAGAGAAGAGUUAAGUGUUAGAGAGAGAGAUCGGAGAUGUGUAGCAACAAAACAAGUCCGGUCGUCGGAGAAGAAAAACAGAGUACUAGAACAUCAAAGAGGAUCAAGAAGAGAAAAAACAGAGAAGCUACCAUCACCAUGGAGGAAAAGUCUCCUUCCAAUCUUGACGCGUCUCGUAAGAUCAGAACAAAAACGAAAAAACCUAAAUUUCUCAGUCUCAAGCUCGAACUCAACACUUCUCACGAGAUCAACGAGAAUUCCAGAGCCAAGAAGAGCAAGAAGAAGAAGAACAAAAAACAGAGCAAGAAGAAAGAACCUGAUACGACGCCGUUUAAAGAGAAGAAGAGAGCAGAGACUACUCUCGGAGGAGGAGAGAAAGAAGAAGAGCAAUACGACACCGUCGCAGAUUACCUCUUCAAUUCCGCCACCGACAGUACAAUUUCUUCGAUCCACGAUCUCCUCCCUACCUCCGCCGCAACGGAUAUAGAUUGCGGCGGAGAAAGGAAUAAUCUCUCUCCGUACGAUCGUCAGGAGCAUGGAUCGUCGUCUUCUUCCCUUCUAAAGACAGCGAUGAGGAAAGGAGCGAGCGAGGAGGAGGAGACGACGGAGGAGCGGUGGGUGAGUUAUUCAGAGGUUGUUGAAGAGGUGAUGAGUCGGAGCGGGACUCCACGGUGUUGCGGAGGCGAUGGAAACGAUGGGCGGCCUUCGUUGGCUCUGAAGCUUGAUUAUGAGCAGAUCAUGGAGGCAUGGUCGGAUAAAGGUACGCUUUAUGUCGACGGAGAACCGCCGCAGAUGGUGCCGGACUUGCAUGCUUCCACUGAUGGGUUUACCGACUGCGGAGAGGCGGGGAAUUUAUGGGCAGUGCCGGAGAUGGAAACGACGGAGAGGUUAUGGAGGGGGCAUAGAGAAGCCAGCUUGCUUCGGUAUAAAGAGAAACGGCAAAACCGUCUUUUCUCUAAGCGGAUUCGAUAUCAAGUUCGUAAACUCAACGCUGAGAAACGUCCUCGUGUUAAAGGCCGGUUUGUGAAGAGAGACGAUUCGUAAACCACUAAAAAAGCUGGUGUCAUUAGGACAUAAUACACUAGUCUUGGAAAUAACCAAGUGACGGGUGUUUGGUAUAAUAUGAUAUUGUUAUUUUGUAACUUUUUGAGAAGUUAGGGCUCAACCGGAGCAUGCCGAGAUUUGAAGAUGAUAUUGGUCUGUAUAGGGGUCUUGACCAGCUCGGUUAUGCAAAAAUUUCGGUUUUGUUUGGCUGCAUUAGUUCUCUUAUUAGAAAAGUUAACUAAUUUGUACCAAAUCAUCUGAACAAUAAUGAUAAUAAAAGUGGAUGUCAAUGAUAAUAAGUUCAUUAA
Molecule: messenger RNA, 1385 nt
Organism: Arabidopsis lyrata subsp. lyrata
Lineage: Eukaryota; Viridiplantae; Streptophyta; Magnoliopsida; Brassicales; Brassicaceae
Product: zinc finger protein CONSTANS-LIKE 6
Exons: 3
Coding region: 70-1077 (335 amino acids)
Biological process (GO): regulation of DNA-templated transcription
Cellular component (GO): nucleus
Molecular function (GO): protein binding
Source: RefSeq, a predicted model, not a curated record